Messenger RNA from Anopheles darlingi, 711 nucleotides. RefSeq names its product lipopolysaccharide-induced tumor necrosis factor-alpha factor homolog. The coding region runs from base 23 to 385 and encodes 120 amino acids. Gene Ontology annotation, molecular function: zinc ion binding. Lineage: Eukaryota; Metazoa; Arthropoda; Insecta; Diptera; Culicidae. The transcript is spliced from 2 exons. The record is from RefSeq and is a predicted model, not a curated record.
UAUUACUCAUCCCGUGAAUAGAAUGGCCUCGGAAAGGCGUCAACCGGCGUCAGUUGCUGAAAAGAGUGCCGAUCGAACGGACCUGCAAGCUGCUGCUGCUGUUAUUCCUUACAACCAACCAACGGUCUAUCGCAAUAUGGCCACAAUCGUCGUAGCUCCUGCCGUCGGACCAGAACAGACGCAGCUCAUCUGCCCAAACUGCCAGGCAUUGGUGCGCACGACGGUUGAGCAUCGUGCGAACACGCGAACGCACAUCUACGCGCUGCUGUUGUGUUUAUUUUUCUGCUGGCCUUGUAUUUGCCUGCCGUACUGCUGCAACUCUUGCCGCGAUACGAUUCACAAGUGUCCUCGGUGCAAAGCGUUCAUCGGAAGUUACCAACGAUAAGCAGCGGUCUCAGGCAGCAAACGGAUCAUCAUCUCAUAGCAUUGACCAAACCUGGUACAACUACAUGUACCGAUCGGAAGAAUUUGGUAGCUUGAUCGCUAAGCUACUCUCUGGACGCGAAUCUCGAACAAAGAAUCAUCUUUCCUAUUCUAACGACCACAAGCAACCACUACUACUCUGUACCGAAAAACAUCUGUACAGAAAAUUUGCAAUGAUGAAUAGGAAUAAUAAUAAAAAUUAACGAUACAAAAAUUAGCGAUAACAUGUUGUCAUAAUUGACCGUGGAGUCUUUCUGGCGAACAAUGCGUCCACACUAAAUCUAACAA